CACCCGACUGCGCCCCCAGCUCCGCGGAGGAGGACCAUCGGCCCCGCCGCUGAGGGCGCGGCCGCUCGGGACAGGAGAGAGGGAACAGCCCCGAGAUGGCCCGGCGAGGGUGCGAUUUGGCGGUGGGCUCCUUCCACGUGGUGCCGGCCCGGGGACAGCCCCCGAGCUGGUAACUGUCGGAAGCCAGAUGGACCUUGACCCUAGCCGCGGCACUGAUUUCGUGCCUAGCCAAUACUAGAGGGGCUCGCGCGGCCCGCUCGAGGAGGGCGCCGAGUCCCGGGCCGCGCUCAGCGCGCGGCCAUGAAGAUGAUCCUGGUGCGCAGGUUCCGAGUGCUCAUCCUGAUGGUGUUCCUGGUGGCCUGCGCGCUGCACAUUGUGCUGGACCUGCUGCCGAAGCUGGAGCGGCGCGCCGCCCGGCCAUCGGGGGAGCCCGGCUGCUCCUGCGCACAGCCCGCGGCUGAGGCGGCGGCGCCCGGCUGGGCCAAGGCGCGCGGCCGCCCCGGGGAGCCUCCGGCCGCCGCCUCGGCCGCCGGCGACUCUGGCUGGCCCAACAAGCACACGCUGCGCAUCCUGCAGGACUUCAGCUCUGACCCGUCCUCCAACCUCACGUCCCACUCGUUGGAGAAACUGCCUCCCGCAGCCGAGCCGGCGGAGGGCGUGUUGCGGCGGCAGGACCCCGGCGCCCCCAGACCCCGCGACCCCGCGCACCGGCCGCUGCUCCGAGACCCCGGCCCGCGCCGGCCGGGGCCGCCCGCUGGCCCGAGCGGGGACGGCCCCCUCCUGGCCAGGCUGUUUGAACACCCGCUGUACCAGGUCGCCAUCCCGCCGCUGACGGAGGACGACCUUCUCUUCAACGUGAACAGCGACAUCAGGUUCAACCCCAAGGCGGCGGCAGAGAACCCCAACUGGCCGCAGGAGGGUCCUGAGGAUGAAGCGCUCUCGCCCACGGGGGAGGCGGCCGUGGACAGCUACCCCAACUGGCUCAAGUUCCACAUCGGCAUCAACCGGUACGAGCUGUACUCCAGGCACAACCCGGCGGUGGACGCGCUGCUGCGGGACCUGGGCCGGCAGAAGAUUACAAGCGUCGCCAUGAAGUCAGGGGGCACGCAGCUCAAGCUCAUCAUGACGUUCCAGAACUACGGACAGGCGCUGUUCAAGCCCAUGAAGCAAACGAGAGAGCAAGAGACGCCUCCUGACUUUUUUUAUUUCUCCGACUACGAGAGGCACAACGCAGAGAUCGCGGCCUUCCACCUGGACAGGAUCCUGGACUUCCGCCGUGUCCCUCCCGUGGCCGGCAGGAUGAUCAACAUGACCAAGGAAAUCCGGGACGUCACCCGAGACAAGAAGUUGUGGAGGACCUUCUUCAUCUCUCCAGCCAACAACGUCUGCUUCUACGGGGAAUGCUCCUACUACUGCUCCACGGAGCACGCCCUGUGUGGGAAGCCAGACCAGAUCGAGGGCUCGCUGGCGGCCUUCCUGCCAGACCUGUCCCUGGCCAAGAGGAAGACGUGGAGGAACCCUUGGCGACGCUCGUACCACAAGCGCAAGAAGGCGGAGUGGGAAGUGGACCCCGACUACUGCAACGAGGUGAAGCAGACGCCCCCCUACGACAGCAGCCACCGCAUCCUGGACAUCAUGGACAUGACCAUUUUCGACUUCCUCAUGGGGAACAUGGACCGCCACCACUAUGAGACUUUUGAGAAGUUUGGGAACGAGACGUUCAUCAUCCACCUGGACAACGGAAGAGGGUUCGGGAAGCACUCCCAUGACGAGCUGUCCAUCCUGGCGCCCCUACAGCAGUGCUGCAGGAUCAGGAGGUCCACCUACCUGCGGCUGCAGCUCCUGGCCAAGGAGGAGCACAAGCUGAGCCUGCUGAUGGCGGAGUCGCUGCGCCAGGACCGCGUGGCCCCGGUCCUGUUCCAGCCGCACCUGGAGGCCCUGGACCGGCGCCUGCGCCUCGUGCUGCAGGCCGUCGGGCACUGCGUGCGGAAGGACGGGCUGCACCGCGUGGUGGACGACGACUUGGACCCCGGGCACAGAGGCGCCACCGCCAGGUAGUGACCG
Messenger RNA from Pteronotus mesoamericanus, 2064 nucleotides. RefSeq names its product FAM20C golgi associated secretory pathway kinase (gene FAM20C). Gene Ontology annotation, molecular function: protein serine/threonine kinase activity. The transcript is spliced from 10 exons. The record is from RefSeq and is a predicted model, not a curated record. Gene Ontology annotation, biological process: protein phosphorylation; enamel mineralization. Lineage: Eukaryota; Metazoa; Chordata; Mammalia; Chiroptera; Mormoopidae. Gene Ontology annotation, cellular component: Golgi apparatus. Bases 301 to 2058 code for a protein of 585 amino acids.